AUGCAAAUUAGGAUUGAUAUUAUCCUAUAUUCCUAAGAUCACCAAAGUAAUGAUUAUUGUAAUUAAAGUGAUUAAAAGUAAAAUAACAAGGCCAAAUACUAUAUCCCCAAAGUUAAAAUUAGACUCAAAGGCAUAAGGAAUAACAAGGAAAGUCUGAGCUAGCUUUUGUAAUAGAUAAAAGUGUCCAUUACUGUAUUUCCAUAAAUUCCAACCACUAAUUGGUAACAUUAUUGCAAGGUAUUAAACAUUCAUUAUGAAAGCAACUGUAAUAAUCCAAAACUCAGAAGGUUGGCUAUUAUGAGGUAAAUGAGCUAAACAAGACAACUAUUCAAAUAUUAUAAAUUUCAUAAUAAUAAUGA
Paramecium sonneborni is the source of this 359-nucleotide messenger RNA. Lineage: Eukaryota; Ciliophora; Oligohymenophorea; Peniculida; Parameciidae. The record is from the annotation of a GenBank genome assembly.